CAGCGCUGGUACCCGCUGCGGGAGCAGUCGGAGGGGGGCUCCCCCCCCAAGGCUCCGGGGCCUCAGAGCGGGCUGCCCCCCUCCAAGCAGCCCGUGAGCAAGAGCAAGAGCCACCUGGGAGUGAACGAGGGCACCAAGGAAGCCCCGCGUCCACCAGGCAGCAAGUCUCAGAGCAGCAUGGCCGACUCGAGGUCCGGAGUAGGCGGCUCAUCCUCUUCCACCACAUCCGCGUCAGGGGCAGCGGCCGCAACAGCCGGGGCACCCGGAGGGCAUCAGCGACUCUCUCUGUCCGGGCCACCGCAGCAGCAGCAGCAGCAGCACGCCGGGAUGCCCGACUCCAAGUCGUCGUCCGAAGGGCGUCUGCGGACCUCGGCAUCGGCCACGUCCUCUCACGCCCCGUCGCGUUCGCAGAGCAAAGGCAGCAUCACGCAGAGUCACCUGGAGAGCGCAGGUGCAGCCAUCGCCGCCGCAGAGGCCGCCGUGCAGCAGCUCCAGCAACAGCAGCAGCUGCCAACGGCUAAGCCAUCUAAAGCCCCAAAUAAUGUGAAGAAGCACAGACACAACAUAGCCGGGGUGCUGCCGCCGGUGCGGAAGAGCGGGCCGAGCGGGCCGUCCGGGACCGCCGGACGGGGUCGUCCCAGAGCCCGGGGACCUCGCGGCGCAGCUUCGUCAUCCGCAAG
Molecule: messenger RNA, 680 nt
Organism: Lethenteron reissneri (Far Eastern brook lamprey)
Lineage: Eukaryota; Metazoa; Chordata; Hyperoartia; Petromyzontiformes; Petromyzontidae
Product: protein piccolo-like
Biological process (GO): protein localization to synapse; presynaptic active zone assembly
Cellular component (GO): axon; cytoskeleton of presynaptic active zone; glutamatergic synapse
Molecular function (GO): structural constituent of presynaptic active zone
Source: RefSeq, a predicted model, not a curated record